UUUGUUUUCAUUUCAAUUUGUUUUCUUCUGGUUCAAUUUGCUUUAAAUUAAAUAAUUAAUUGAAUGGUAUACAAUUAGAAUCUAAAUAUUUCAUCACUACCGUUUUUGUAUUCGUUUCUUGGACUGUUCAUUUUAACAAUUGACUUGAUUUUUUCGCUUCAUCAAAUCUCAUCAAUUCGACUUCAAUUGUUAGUCAAGUUCACAUUUCAAGAGAUUUUUAAAUGUUCUCAUUGUUUCUAAUCGACAAUUGUCACUUGUGGAAAUUCUAAUAUCCAUAAUUGUGAAAAUGGAAGUGACUGAAGAUUCUCAUCAUGGUGAAAAGGAGAUCAGAAAGCAUAAGGUGAAGAAAAAAAGACAUAAAUCGAGUGAAGAUCCAGUUGAAAAGCCUCAGCUAGAAGAAGGCGAAAUUCCAGCUGAUGAUUAUGAUGAAGCAAAAGUUAAAUUGAAGAAAAAAAAGAAAAAGAGCGAUUGUGAUAAAGAAAAGAAAAGUAGAAAGAAUAAGAAAGAAAAAAGUCACUCUAAAGGAUUUUACAAUUUAGACGAUUACUCUAAAUCCGAUUUAGAGAAAAGAAGGAAAAAAUCAACAUCUCCAAUUGAACGAACUGGAAUCGGAUAUCACGAGCAGUCAUCGAAUCAAACGGACCAUCGGCGUGAAGAUCGUCACAGCAAUUCUAACUCUUAUCAUCGUCACCGUCACCAUGAGCAUCGUAGUCAUCGUCGAUCGUCUCGUUCCCACGAAAGAGAUAGAAAACGCCGAAGAAGUCGAUCGAGAAGCCAAUCAGUGAUUGAGAAGGUCGACAAAGAAAAGCUUCUACAAAUCGCAAAAGCGAAUCUCGCUCGUAUGAUAAAAGCAGGGACUCUACCCAAAGGUGUUGAUAUUGAUAAGCUCAACUUGGAGCAGUUGAAAAACUUGAAAGAAAAAAAUUCUAUAAGUCAAUGGUCAGAAUAUUGUCGAGCCCUUUCUGUUAUGGAAGCAGCGACCAAUGAAGAUUCUGCAGAUUCUGAUUUGUAUUCUGAUAGUGAUGAAAAUUCUGAUACUAAAUCUGUGUGUUCUGCUAUUGUCCGUCAUCCAUUUCAACUUAAGGAGAGAAAAGAUAUCCAGAUAAAAGUUAAAGAUUUUGCCAUAUUACCUACUAGAUCAUCUAAAGAGAUUCAAAAGGAAUUGACUGAGAAGUUCCCAGUAUCAUUUGGAGAUUCGCAUCGAAUCAAGGAACUCGAGUGGGUGGUGGUGAAGCCUACGAUGCCACCGCCGUCAGAAAUACCAAAGAAAAGGACAGAAAAAAGGGUUUUUAAAGAGGUGAAAGAGUCCAAAGAACCACCAGUUUUGGAUCAAGUGGAUUCUUCAGUUUCCAGUUCUUCUUCAGAUCACCAAGACCAGGAAACGAGCGCACUUUCAACCAGUGCAGGAAUUGGAGCGCUUGUGGCCUUGAGAUUCGCUGCUAAGAAAAAACUACAGGAAGAUCCAUUAAAUUUAGUUGCUCUCAGGCAGAUGUAUGAAGCAGAGCGAUUGUUAACUCUUAAAUAUCAAGAACAAUCUGGUCUUAAUUUAAAAACAGAAACCGAAUCAAUGGAAUCAGAACAAAAAUUACCUACAGAACCAGUGGAUCGUCUUUGUCGACCUGGAAUCGAACAAUUCACCGAGAAAAACAAAAUCAAAGAUGGAAUCGGAAUGCAUUUGUUAAUGAAAAUGGGCUGGCAACCUGGCAAAGGACUUGGUAAAGAUCGCAAGGGACCAGUAGACCCUCUAAUCCCGUCUCUUAAGUUUGACACGAAAGGAUUACUUGCCGAAGAGGAAACAGUGAGCAAAAUUCCUAAACAAGUAGUAGAUUUAGCAUCAGUCUCCGAUGGAAAGAGUCCAAUCUCAUUGCUGGGCGAAUACUGUGCAAAGAAUAGGUACUCAUUACCCGUUUAUGAGAUGGUCGAUUCUGAUGGUCCACCUCAUAAAAAAAGCUUCAUCAUGAAAGUUAUAGUUAACGAAGUUGAGUACAGACCAUCAGUUUCGUGUGGAACUAAGAAACAGGCCAAAGCACUUGCGGCCUCUGUUGCGCUUGAAGCUUUUGGAUUAACAGUCGGAGAAUGAAUCACAAUCAAUUUAUAUUGGAAAGAUUUUAUUUUUUAAGCCAAUCAAUAAAUCAAACAAACUUUUGUUAUCUCUAAUUGUACAUAUUUUGAACUAAUCUAUUAUCGUCAAAUGUUGUAUACAAAUAAUCAAUUGACAAUAAGCAUUCAUCUUGCAAAUCAAAUUGCUUUUUGUCAACCAUCUAAAUUAAUGUAAUAAAAAUGUUUUUUCUAAAAUCUUAUCAAA
Messenger RNA from Panonychus citri (citrus red mite), 2305 nucleotides. Its product is annotated as protein Son-like. Gene Ontology annotation, molecular function: RNA binding. The record is from RefSeq and is a predicted model, not a curated record. Lineage: Eukaryota; Metazoa; Arthropoda; Arachnida; Trombidiformes; Tetranychidae. Gene Ontology annotation, biological process: regulation of mRNA splicing, via spliceosome; regulation of cell cycle.